GGCGGAGCCGCGCAGGCGCUUUGAGAGGCGGUAGCGGCGGCGGCGGUGGUGGUAGAGGUAGAGGCGGCGGCAGCUGUGAAGGGGUUCCGGAAAGAUGGUGCUGAUUAAAGAAUUCCGUGUGGUUCUGCCAUGUUCGGUUCAGGAGUAUCAGGUUGGGCAGCUUUACUCUGUGGCAGAAGCCAGUAAGAAUGAGACUGGUGGUGGUGAAGGAAUUGAAGUCUUAAAGAAUGAACCUUAUGAAAAGGAUGGAGAAAAGGGACAGUAUACACACAAAAUUUAUCACCUAAAGAGCAAAGUCCCCGCGUUCGUGAGGAUGAUCGCUCCCGAGGGCUCCUUGGUGUUUCACGAGAAAGCCUGGAACGCAUACCCCUACUGUAGAACAAUUGUAACGAACGAAUAUAUGAAAGAUGAUUUCUUCAUUAAAAUUGAAACAUGGCACAAACCAGACUUGGGAACGUUAGAAAAUGUACACGGUCUAGAUCCGAACACGUGGAAAACGGUCGAAAUUGUCCACAUAGACAUCGCAGAUCGAAGUCAAGUCGAGCCAGCGGACUACAAAGCUGAUGAAGACCCAGCAUUAUUCCAGUCUGUCAAGACCAAGAGAGGCCCUCUGGGACCCAACUGGAAGAAGGAGCUGGCAAACAACCCUGACUGUCCUCAGAUGUGUGCCUAUAAGCUGGUGACCAUCAAAUUCAAGUGGUGGGGCCUGCAGAGCAAGGUAGAAAACUUCAUCCAGAAGCAAGAAAAAAGGAUAUUUACAAACUUUCAUCGCCAGCUUUUUUGUUGGAUUGACAAGUGGAUUGAUCUGACAAUGGAAGACAUUAGGAGAAUGGAAGAUGAAACUCAGAAAGAACUAGAAACAAUGCGUAAGAAGGGUUCCGUCCGAGGCACGUCGGCUGCUGAUGUCUAGAUGAGUCCCCUGUAGGGUCAGAGACAAUACCAAACUGUUUACGUAAUCAAGGUCAAGUAAGGGGAACCAGUGCAGCCAGUGAUGAAUGAAGAAGAAUCUGACCAUGUCUUGCAGUGUUGACGUUUCCCAGACGUGUGCUUGUGGGUCUGUGCCCAGAGGCACGGGUCCCAACUACGUGUGUAUAUAUGUUGGUGUGUGUCAAUCUGUAGCUGUAUAUAAAACGCAUGUAGAGCUACAGAUCCCAGUACACACACUUGUGUAUAUAUGUACAUACAAACAUACUGAAGGGAUUAGUACAAUUUCUCCAAAGUACUGUACCUAUCUUCAGCAAGAAUGCAAAAGAAAGUAUUUUCAGUAUAUAUACCUGGAACAGAUUUUAAUAAUUAUCAGAGUAAUGCCAUUAAUGGAUGAAUUGACUGCAAUGUAAUACUAGCUGGUAUGUUUCGUAAAUGGCAAGUUGUGGACCAAGAUAUAUAUAUAUAUAUAUACAUAUACAUAUAUAUAUAUAACCUUUUAUUACUUUUUUGUUCUUUUAAAUCAGUCUCUUACAAAUUUUAAUUUUAGUCCCAUAAUCAACAGAAUCCCACAGGAAAGUUUAUUAAAAAUCUUUUGGUAUUCCAAGGAAUCUGGAAUGAAACUCUGAAUGUAUUCAAAAUCAUUUUUCUGGAUUUUUGUUAUCAUUCAGCCAAAUUGGACAAUAUCUAUUAGUGAAGAGAGUUACAGGCCAGUUUUUACUUGUUUGCCCCUGAGGUAAAGCUCCUUUUAAAAAAAUUCCAUUUUUUAUUGAAUUUUUGUAUUUUAAAUUUCAAGUAUUUUUCUACAUCAAGUCUAGGAAAAAUGGAAAUGACGGUCUGUGAUUUAUUAAAAAAAAAAGAACACUGUAUAAUUUUUCAGGCUUCUGUUAUGCAAAGACAGAAAUUGAUGAAGAAAUUAAUAGGAUUGUAGGCUGGAAGAAAAACUGGAAGUAUAGCACUUCCAUGGAGUCUUGUUUCUAAAAUGACUGUUUUCUGAAAUUGCAGCUUGGAGACUAUGCAAAUGAUCUAGAUUCCUCACAAUUUAACACGGUAGAACAUAGAUAGUGAUGACGUUUUGCUCUUUUCGGGUUGAAAUAUAUACUUGGAGGGGCAGAUGCUGCGUAUGAGACAGGAAGAGAUUCAGAGGCAGUUCGAGGCCUGUCUGCACACGGUUAGGAGGCCCGGCCCGCGGCCAGCGCAGCUGCACCCGCUGGGGUGUGCUCUCCUGGGACGUCAUUGGAACACACCCUGAACAUGCAUCCGGAAAACGCAGCCUAGAAGCUGCUGGCCUCCUUUUUUCCUUUUUUUUUUUUUUUUUUUUUUUAAAGAAAAGAACAAUAGCUAGGUAAGAUUUUUAUCAUCUUUCUCUGUCCAAGUCUAGUUCUUCUCCUGUCAGUCCUGGGCGCUCGAAUAGAAUGUUGUCGUUGAAGCCUUCAGGUCCCAGCCAUCUUCUUUAACCUCCCACCCCUCCUGCCCCACGCCAGGCCCCGUGGUCAUACCACAUUCGUAAUCCGAUUCGCUGACAAACCCGCCCUCCCUGCUCCCUGGUUUCCCGCAGAAGCCCUGUGUCCCCACUGAAGUGAUCAGAGUGGCCUGGACACGGCUGUCCAGGGUCACUCCUAUGUGGCAACACCCGGUCCCCUCAGCUGCAGACCCCACAUCGCACGUGUCCUCUGUGUACUCAGGUUCAGAACCGACGUCUACUCUCUGGGCACUGCUGUAAGAUGGGUUUUGUCAAGAGCAUAAUCAUUGUCUGCAAAGUGUCUGAUGCCAGGAAGAUUAUUGCUAAUCUGGUGAAGUGGAGAGUCUCGCCUUCUCCUUUUGAUGAACUUAACUCUAACUGGCGUCUGUAGCAUCAUUUGGGAGCUUGGGCGCACGUGGAAAUGACAGCCCAGCGCAUGGACUUUAAUGUUUCUCUAACAACUGUGGAGAUUUGAGGGAAUGUGUGGUGAGUGUAAAGUCUCUAGUUUACUUGGCAGUCUUUUGUGUAAAUUACAGGAAAACAAAGUAAAUGAAAUUUAAACAGAAAAUAAAUUUGAUCACAAAAUGC
This is a messenger RNA of Capra hircus (goat), 2974 nucleotides long. RefSeq names its product phosphatidylinositol transfer protein beta (gene PITPNB). The record is from RefSeq and is a predicted model, not a curated record. Gene Ontology annotation, cellular component: cytoplasm. Gene Ontology annotation, molecular function: phosphatidylcholine intramembrane carrier activity; phosphatidylinositol binding; phosphatidylcholine binding. Lineage: Eukaryota; Metazoa; Chordata; Mammalia; Artiodactyla; Bovidae. The coding region runs from base 95 to 910 and encodes 271 amino acids. Gene Ontology annotation, biological process: phospholipid transport. The transcript is spliced from 12 exons.